This is a messenger RNA of Boleophthalmus pectinirostris (great blue-spotted mudskipper), 3007 nucleotides long. It is a transcript of the gene phtf1, whose product is annotated as putative homeodomain transcription factor 1. The record is from RefSeq and is a predicted model, not a curated record. Gene Ontology annotation, cellular component: endoplasmic reticulum. The transcript has 17 exons. Bases 345 to 2405 code for a protein of 686 amino acids. Lineage: Eukaryota; Metazoa; Chordata; Actinopteri; Gobiiformes; Gobiidae.
AAAAUUGUACUGUAUGUUUAACAAAACAAACCCCGGAAAUGGGAAGUUAAGGAUUGAGAAAGUUUUUUAAUGUUGUAAAAUGUAAGUUUAAAUGCUCACUGUGCGUUUGGUCAUGCAGAAUGUAUUGCUGAUAUCUUAAUUUCCAAAUUGUGAAACACUAAAAGUCAGGUCUGAAUACUUUUGUGAUGAUUACUUGGCACCGAUUUCGUAUUUUGACAACUAGCCCAUUCCUGAUCAGUUAGCCUACCUGGUUUUGUUUUGUAAACAGAAGUGAUGAAUCGCCUCGUCCUGUUCUCGCUGUGAAAUGACCUGACUAUAGGACCUCACGGUGAAAGACGAUUACAAUGGCCCGAAUAGCCUGGUAUCAGGAAAAGAUUGGUGCCUAUGACCAGCAAGUCUGGGAGAAAUCUUUGGAGCAACAAGCCGAUUUAAAAGGAUUACACACCAAACCAAAGAAGACCGGUCACAUUAAACAAGAUCUCAUAGAUGUUGAUUUAGUACGAGGGUCAACAUUUAGUAAAGCUAAACCAGAGAGUCCCUGGACAGCCUUGACGAGGAAGGGUUUGGUGCGAGUGCUGCUCUUUCCUUUCUUCUUCCAGUGGUGGAUACAGGUGACCUGCAAGUCUGUCUCCAUAUGCAUCCUUGCACUCUACUUAAUACAAGUUGCUACGGUGGUGCUGUACUUGGACGUCCCUGGGGCAAAUGCCAGUGAGGUGUUCGGGCCCAUGUGUCUCAUGCUGCUGUUGGGGACUGUGCACUGCCAAAUUGUGUCGACUGAGUCCAGCCGGUGGCCUUCAGGCAGUCCAGCUGCCAGCAACACAACUAGCCCAGCUCGCAGGAGGAGGCCAAGGAAGAGCAAAGGUUCCAAAAAGUCUGAGGAACAAAAUGACAGUGUGGAUGCCCAACUACCAGAGGGGACCAACGGGACAGACAAGAAAAAUGAGCAGAACAACAAUAAGUGUGGCUUUGGAGCUUCUGAUGAGUUGUCAAGUGAUGAAGAAUAUGGGCUACAGUCACUGGAGGACACUCAUUCACUACCUGAGAGAGAAGACGGUAAAUCAACACAUUCAGCGUUUACUGUCAGAAGAAGAAAUGUAAAAUCUCACUCUAAACCUGCUGUGAGACCUCAGAAAUCUCAGGAGGGAAAUGUGUCUGCUGUUAGGAUGAAACCCCGAGAACUGGAGCGUCUUAAGCCAGAUGUGAGCCCUCGUCAGGCCUCGGACACUGAUGAUACGAUGUGGGAGGAGCUUCUUCAGGGCCCAGACACUGGCUCCACAGGGAGCAGUGACAGUGAGCCCAAUGCGAGGUACAGUGGAGGGGCCAUGGCCCUCCAGGAAAGCUCCUCUCAGAGCAGCAAUGAUGAGAGCCUACAUCAGAGCAUCACAGGAAACCAGCUGUCUUGGCUUCAAGCUUGUCAUCCUUCCAAGGACAAAGUCAGUGCCAUUAUUUGGGAACAGGGCGAGUGUAAGAAGGUUGACAUGUCAGUAUUGGAGAUAAGUGGAAUCAUCCUAACACGGGUGAAGAUGGUGGAGCAGGGUGUAGGUUACCUGAUGUUUGGUGGAGUGGUUACGGUCAUAUUGGCUCUGCUUCCUUUUGUCUUUCGGCUGGCUCAGGAACUGGACAUGUCCAGCCUCAGCUCUCUGUCUCUGUCUGAGAUACUGGAAAAGGCAGUGGGGCCACGUGAUGCCAAAUCCUAUGUGUUUUACUUUAUCACUACAGUUCAAAGAAUCUGCCUCACUGGACUAUUCUUCUUUAUGAUGUGUGUGGCUGAAAGAACAUAUCAACAGAGACUGCUAUUUGCAAAGUUCUUCAGCCAUCUAACCUCAGCGCGAAAGGCCAAGAAGUCCGAGGUCCCUCAUUUUCGACUGAAGAAAGUGCAGAACAUAAAGAUGUGGUUGUCUCUGCGCUCUUUUCUCAGAAGAAGAGGGCCUCAGCGUUCUGUUGACGUCAUUGUCUCCACGAUUUUCCUUUUAGCACUUUCUAUUUCAUUCAUUGUUUGCGCCCAGCUUUUACACAAUCAUAAGACAUACCUGGAGUCGCUAACUAAUUGGGAGCUUGUUGUGUGGGGACCCUCCCUCCUCCUCUUUCUGUUGAGACUGGCCACUUUAGGUUCAGAGACAAACAGUAAAUACAGUAACUCCUCAGUUCUACUCACUGAACAGAUUAACUUGUAUCUUAAAAUGGAAAAAAAACCCAACAAGAAAGAAGAAUUAAAUAUUGUUAACAAUGUUUUGAAGCUGGCUACAAAACUAAUGAAGGAGCUGGAUACUCCAUUCAGACUUUUGGGUUUGACUGUGAACCCUCUAAUCUACAACAUCACCAAAGUGGUCAUUCUGUCUGCUGUGUCGGCUGUGGUCAGUGACCUGCUCGGCUUCAACAUCAGACUUUGGAAGAUCAAGUCUUAAUGUGAACCAGGCAUACCACUAUCAGAUGAACACUGGAGAUGAAAGAGACCCUAUGUGUGUCUCAUUUAUCUAUAAAUCAAAUCAAAUGUGUGCCAACCUACUGACACUUAUGGAAAUGUCUGUGCCAUCCAACUUCCUGUGGCAAGCCUAGAAUGCCCCUGGCAGUCUGUCACAUGCCCCACUACUGGCUGCCCAGCUGGUACACUUUCCAUUACCUCUGUCUCUAGCCUGAAACAUAACUAUGACCAUGAAUGUCACCCAGUGUAUAACUUUAAUAACUGCAAAACUAGUGCAGUUAUUAAACAAAUAUAAUUGUGCAUUUUCAGACACACAUAGUAAUUUAAAUGGCUUUAUAGUGACGUCAUGGCAGGGUUUUACUGGUGGUUUUAAAAUCAAAAUAAGUCUAUCAAAAGGAAUAAAUGUACAGCAAGAUAUUUGUGCAAUGUUAAUGUUAAUGUAAAGUUGCUUGACCAAGGAAAAUGGUGGAAUAAACCUACUGUAUUUAUUUUUAAGACUCAGUUGAAGAGGUACUUUGUCAUUUUGAUUGAUAUUUUAAGACUUUUCUAUGGCAUGCAAGCAGAUGAAAUAAAAUAUUUGACGAA